Mycetomoellerius zeteki is the source of this 1644-nucleotide messenger RNA. RefSeq lists its product as uncharacterized. Gene Ontology annotation, biological process: double-strand break repair; meiotic sister chromatid cohesion. The record is from RefSeq and is a predicted model, not a curated record. Gene Ontology annotation, cellular component: meiotic cohesin complex. Gene Ontology annotation, molecular function: protein binding; chromatin binding. NCBI's taxonomy places the organism in Eukaryota, Metazoa, Arthropoda, Insecta, Hymenoptera, Formicidae.
AUGUUUUACCCAAUUAAUCUACUUUCCCGUCGACAAAGAGGCAAAUUUGCUGCUUCCUGGCUUGCUUCAACGAAUAGUGAGGCAUCAUUUAAGAAACUCUACACUUCUGGUGUUAUAAAGAAGAUGAACGUUGAACAAACAUGCAAUGAUAUUCUGGAAACAAUACAGUCUUCCAGUGGCAAACCAGAUGAAAAAUUCAGUUUGUAUCUGUCGUCACAAUUAAUGUAUGGUAUAACAAAAAUUCAUUCUUAUCAGGUUGAAUAUUAUGAGAAGGAAAUUUUUAAAUUUGAACAAAAUCUUCAACCUUCUGUAUCAUCAAAGAAGAAAGUGGAUAAGUUUGAUGAUUUUAAGGAUAUUGAAUGUCCUGACAUAGAAUUGCCUAAAAAUUUUUUUAGCACUCAACUCUUGAGAGAAGACGUAUAUAUUCUUCCUGAAGAUCAGCCCCUUGAAAUAGCUAUGCGAGAUGCAGAACUCUUGAAUUUUGGUUGCUUAAAUGAUAAAGAGUUGGAAUUGUUUCUUUGUAAUGACAAUAUCUCAUUUGAGGAAAGAAACAUUAUGGAGGAAUUGGCUGAUAUAACAAUUACAGAAAAGAUUCAUCGACAUUCAUCUCAAGAAUGCCCUAGUCCAGUGCUUGUGAAUAUAUCGAAAAGAAUGACUAAGUCCAAAGGAAAUUUAUCUCUUACUCCACAAAAACGGCAACCGCAAAUUCAACCCGAAACACCUACAAAGAAAAGACGUUUAUCCUUUGACACUGCAGCCAUGCCUCCUGCAGAAAAUGUAGCAGUACCCCUUGUAGAAGAUAUUGCAGUACCCUUUAUUGAAAAUAUUGCGGUACCCCUUGUAGAAAAGGUGGCAAUAGCGGCUCCUGAAUUGCAUAUGGAAAAAACGGGAAUGUUAGUUCCCUUACAACAAACAGACAUGGAAUUGGAAUCAUUAAAUUCAAGCUACUUCGUGAUUAAUGAGCAUUCGAAGAAAAGAAAAAUUAUUGAUAAAAAGAUUGCCUUAACUGACGAAGAACUCGGGAAAUGGCGUCAGAAUGUAAAUAUUCAUAGCAAGAAAAUAAAUAAACCGAUAAAAAAACGUUUGACAUCAGCGAUAAAUCUUCUCAAGGAACCUUCAUACUUACCUAAGCGAUGGAACGCUACUUUACGCAAUCUUUUUGUUGAUCACAUCACCGGACCGUUUACGAGUGUAGAUGAAGAUGUUGCACCUACUGAAUUCGUGCAAUCCCAAGAAGCAAUGCGUGUAGAAGAGACAAUUAGUAAAAAAAAUCUUGCUACGGAAGAUUUUGAACCUGUAGACUUUAUUAAUAUUUUGCCAAUAGCUCACGCGGAUGUAUCAGUGCCACCGUUAUCGGAAGUAAUACCGCAUACAGUUACUUUAGAAGAAGGCAUUAGUAGCUCAAGUGGAAUUUUACAACCCGAACUGACAAAUAAAGAUAUUUUGGCUCAAUUAGAAAUUUUUUGGCUUAACGAGCCAUGCGUCAAUUUCAGUCAACUUAUUCCAAACGACACAGUCACGGCAGAGGAUGCUGCUGAUGCUUUUAAUAUACUUCUCGAGUUGCAUGCACAAAAGAAGCUUAUUCUGCAGCAGACUGAGUGUUUUCGUACUCUGCGAAUUUGGAGAAUGGGAAAGUUGAAUUAA